This is a messenger RNA of Anopheles maculipalpis, 5126 nucleotides long. It is a transcript of the gene ago, whose product is annotated as F-box/WD repeat-containing protein 7. Lineage: Eukaryota; Metazoa; Arthropoda; Insecta; Diptera; Culicidae. The transcript has 11 exons. Gene Ontology annotation, molecular function: ubiquitin binding. Gene Ontology annotation, cellular component: cytoplasm; nucleus. The coding region runs from base 231 to 5099 and encodes 1622 amino acids. Gene Ontology annotation, biological process: proteasome-mediated ubiquitin-dependent protein catabolic process; ubiquitin recycling. The record is from RefSeq and is a predicted model, not a curated record.
CGGCUUCACUUGGCCCUGGGCUAUGAGAGCAGAAGGAGCGCCCAUCACUAGAAAACAAAAGCUACAAAACGCAACCUCGAUGCUGCUGUCGAAUCGUUCCUAGCUGAAAUUGAUCGAUUCCCCCCACAGGAAAAGAUUGAUGGUGUCCCGCAGCUUAAGAUUAACCCAUAGUACGCCAACCACACAGUGCAUGCGAACGCGUUCCGUUGCCCUUGUCGUCGUGCCGAAGAAUGGCAGAACAAUGUACCGUGAGCAUUGAAGACAGAAAGCAGCAACAACAAGAACAACCCGCCAUCUCCCAUGACGCUAGCCACCCGGCCAGCCGGAGCCCUCUGAGCAGCUGUAUCAAAUCACCCACGACGUGCGUUGCGGUAGCAAUAACUGCGGCAACAACCAGCGCAACGAUCAUCAAAACCGUCGACGAUGACAACGACGUGUUGGAGCAGGACGGUAGCACCGAUGGGACCAGUACACCGAGGACAACAGCUUGCGAUCAUCGUUCGACCAACACCCCAAGCAGUGGUGUGACACCACUGUCAGUGGCCGGGGAUGACAGCGAUGGCGUAAAGAAGAAGCCGUACCGGUUGUUUUCGUCCACCAUCGCCGCCGUAGAAAGCGAUCGGACGCAGCAACACCAUCACUUGCUACGCAUGGAUAGUAAUGGUAGCGAUGAUAUCGAUGGUAGCCUGCGACACGACGAUGAGCCGGUGGAUCGGAAGCAGUUGGAUUGUCCGAUCCUGCUGGAAACGCCUGCAAUGGAACGGGUGGACGAAACGGGCAGCAACGAUGGUGUGGUAAAACUGGAGUGCACCGGUGAGGGUGAUGAUGGUGGUAUCGGCAGUAAGCUGACGACCAUCAGCGAAAAGCUUGCCGCAGUUAAACCAAAGCGCCUCAGCGAUGAAUUCUUCUCGGCGGACGAUGAGAACGACGACGAGGAGGACGAGGACUACGAGGAGCAUGAGGAUGAAAGGAGAAAAUCGAACGGAGACUGCUUCGAUGGCCCCGAUCACAGCACGAUGGUCGAUAGCGAUGCUCAGGCAAGUCUGAGUGAGAUAAAAAAUCUCAGCAUCACCUGUUGCGGGAAACUGAAGGAUGACGAUGACGAUGUGCAUGAGCAGGAGGAGGAGGAGGAGGGUAGACAGAAUUGCCAGUCCAGUUUGAGUCCUUCCUGCUCAAAGGAUGUGGAACUGAGCGCGAUAAAACCGAAUAAAGUUUCAUUCAAUGUGGUUGAGCACAUCAUCAAGGAUCAGGAGCAACAGAAUGCGGCCAUGGCCAACGCCAGGGUCGACGCUGUUGCUGCCGCCGCCGCCGCCGACGAGGAAGAUGAAGAACUGCUACUGGACGAUGUGCAAUCGAUGGACGCGAUCGAACGACGCGAUUUCGAGCAGGAGGGUGGUUUUUUGAUAAGAAACAGAUCACUGAUAUCUGGCGAUAGACUGAAUUUAGAAUUUUUAAAUAACACACAUCCCCGUCCCAUGUCGAACGAGCGCACCGAAACGCAACCGUCAGACCCGCAACCAUCAUCGGAGAACGGAUCCUGCACAGAAGCGUCGGCGCCAGACGCGUCCUCUAAACCAGCUGUCGAAAUUCCUGGUGCAACAUCUUCUUCCUGCUCCUCAUCCUCCUCCUCCUCUUCUACAUCGGUGGCGACGUGCACGGCAUUAAAUACGAGAGCGCCAGCACAGCACACAACCACGCCAACGAGCAGUAGAUAUCAGCACAAGAAGCAUCAUCAUCAUCAUCAUCAUCAGCACAAGAAACAACACCAUCGGGAGGGUAAAAAAGUUAGCGGUAAGCCGCACGUAAGCAACACUGGUAGCGAUAGCUUUAGUAGUAGUUAUAAUAGGGAAACCGAGAACAAUUGUACAACCAGGUACGCCGUUUACGAGCUUACGAUGGCCCUCUCCGCUAGUCUAGCUAAAUGGAACGACAUGAAGUUUGAAGAGCUGGAGCACUGUACCGGAGGCGGAGGAGGCUCCACCAGCAGCACCAAGACGUCACCAAUUGCGUCCUCCUUUGCAACCUCCUCCAACUCCUUGUCGGCUUCUUCCUCCUGCUCGUCGAACGACACGUCCGCAGAUGCGAAACCGAUUGCAAAGGAAUGUAAACCGGAGCUUGCCGAUGCCUUUUUGAAUGCAAACUCAAACGAUAGCGUUUCCUCGGAUCGGUCCCUGUUUGGUGUGGCUGGCACUACUGCGGUAGAAGAAACCACACUCAUCGUGCCCGAUGUGCAGACGAAGGACGAACCUGACACGCAUCACGACGAUCCUUGCUCCUCCACCUCAUCGACGGCAUCGUACUCGUCCUCCUCUUCGCCGGCCCAUUCACAGACAACGACGGCACAGCACAACGAGGAUGUGUCGAUGCACAUUUGUUCCACGGCCGGUUUGCCACCGACUGCAUCUCAUUCGGCUUCCUCAUCCGUUUCGUCUUCUCACGAAGAGACUAGUGCCACCAUCAAAAGCGAACCGGCGGAUAGUAGUAAGCCUUUGUGCGAGGAAGAUGACGAUGUGGAGGAUGAAGAGGAGGAGGAGGAAGAAAAUCACGACGACGAAGUGGAUUCUAAAGCAAUGAAAACAGUUUCGUCGGAACAUUCUUCCACGGUGGCGCCUUCCAGCUGUUCCGGGGGAAGAGCCUUCAAGGAGGAACCGGUCGGAACAUCCGGCAAGCUAUCCUUCAGCUGUGCUUUUCCCAAGGACGAGGGAAGCAAAGAGUUGCUUCCAUCAACCUCCGCCAACGGUAGCAUUGUGCCGAAGGUGGAAGAGGUGGAAUCGAAACCUCGACCCAGUGGGUCACCAACACAUCAGCAGCAGCAGCCUCAGCAAAACUCUCAACAUCACCAUCGACGACAGUUUCAUCACCAUCGAGCAGCUGGAACCGGUGAGGGAACGAUCGCCGCCGCAUCCUCUACAUCCUCCUCAUCUUCACGUGUGGUAACGGUCAAUGGGUCGGUUCCGGCUGGACCCGCCACAAGGGACGCGGCCAACCCCGUUGUGCCGGAAGUUGUGGUAGCUUCCUUCCAUCAGCAGCGUGAUGCCAGCACAAACACCUCCAACUCGCCCGAAUCCAGCGAACCGGAGAUCGACGAAGAGGAUUGGGCGGACUGUGAGGAGGGAACGGAUGAGGAGGUGUGUACCUGCCGCGAUUAUACAGACGAGGAUGGGUUUGCUAGCAGUGAGGAUGAAUUACCAUCGCGUGACGUUGAUCUUUCGAGCUAUACGCACCUGGACACGAUAUCGGACGAUCUGUUACACGAUGCGCAAACACCACGGCUUCAUCGGAAGCGGAAGUUGACGGAAAAUCGAACUAUACUAUACGGAGGAGAUAAUAGCAGCCCGUCGACCGAAUCGUUGAACUACAGCAGCCGCAAACGGUUGGCACUGGAUGGAUCGACUGUUACGGCGACUGGUACUAGCAGUACAGGUUCGGUUAAUGGUGGAUCGCCUGGGUCAGCAGCAGCGGCUGCGGCGCCAACGACACCGGCAGCAUCAAACGGUGUGACUUCAUUGUCUAAUGGCGGUGUAUUGACCACGCCGCGAUCAUCCCUUCGAAGCCCAAUGAAUAUCACAACUACACCUACAUCAUCCACAUUGGGCGAACGCAAGACACCAAGAACCAUUAUUCCGACCAAAGAUAAUCCUCCUCCAGAGCUAAAUGAAUGGUUGAUGCAAUUCCAGCGAUGGACGCACGUUGAACGCUUGCUAGCUGUGGAUCGACUGAUCGAACACUGCGAACCGACCCAGGUGCGCCACAUGAUGAAGGUGAUUGAACCCCAGUUCCAGCGAGACUUUAUCUCACUGCUGCCAAAGGAGCUAGCACUGCAGGUACUGUCCUACCUGGAGCCGAAGGAUCUGCUCCGGGCCGCCCAAACCUGUCGCAGCUGGCGCUUCCUGGCGGACGACAAUCUGCUGUGGAAGGAAAAGUGCAAAGAGAGCGGUAUCGGUAUCGAACCAUCGACGGAUCGUCCGAAGCGGGGUCGUACCGGCAACAUGCCACCGAUAUCGUCGCCCUGGAAGGCGGCAUACAUGCGCCAGCACAUCAUCGAAAUGAAUUGGCGCUCGCGCCCAAUCCGUACGGCGAAGGUGCUGAAGGGCCAUGACGAUCAUGUCAUUACGUGCCUUCAAUUUUGCGGCAAUCGUAUCGUGUCCGGGUCGGACGACAAUACGCUCAAAGUUUGGUCCGCCAUUACGGGGAAGUGCCUUCGAACGCUUACUGGUCAUACGGGCGGUGUGUGGUCGUCACAAAUGUCGGGCAACAUCAUCAUCUCCGGCAGUACGGAUCGUACCCUGCGCGUCUGGAAGGCCGACACGGGACAGUGCAUGCACAUACUCCACGGUCACACGUCGACCGUGCGCUGUAUGCACCUACAUGGCAGCAAAGUCGUCAGUGGUUCGCGUGACGCUACUUUACGCGUCUGGGAUGUGAACUUGGGCACUUGCUUACACAUGCUGGUUGGCCAUCUGGCUGCCGUCCGCUGUGUGCAGUACGAUGGUAAGCUGAUAGUGUCCGGUGCGUACGACUACAUGGUGAAGGUGUGGAACCCCGAGCGUCAGGAAUGUCUGCAUACAUUGCAGGGACACACGAACCGUGUCUAUUCAUUGCAGUUUGACGGUAUUCAUGUUGUUUCCGGUUCGCUGGAUACAUCGAUACGCGUGUGGGAUGCCGAAACGGGUUCCUGUAAACAUGCGCUCAUGGGACACCAGAGCCUCACAUCGGGCAUGGAGCUGCGACAGAACAUUCUCGUGUCCGGUAAUGCCGAUUCCACCGUAAAGGUUUGGGACAUCAUUACCGGUCAAUGUCUGCAGACACUUUCAGGACCAAACAAACACCAAUCCGCCGUAACAUGUCUGCAGUUCAAUUCGCGCUUCGUCAUCACCAGCUCGGACGAUGGCACGGUGAAGCUGUGGGAUGUCAAGACGGGCGAAUUUAUCCGCAAUCUAGUGGCCCUAGAAUCUGGCGGUUCCGGUGGCGUUGUAUGGCGUAUACGUGCAAACGAUACAAAGCUAAUCUGUGCCGUUGGCUCACGCAAUGGUACGGAGGAAACCAAACUGAUGGUACUCGAUUUCGACGUAGAAGGUGCCUGCUUGAAAUGCUCAUAAUUUUUAAGAUGACUUCUACUACUUCUA